AUGCGUGGGAUAGAUCAAUCCACUCGAGCCUUAACUGAUGCUAUGGAGAAACUUGCCGAGGCUCAAGCUGCUGCCCUUAAUACUCCUGUUACACCUGUUGCUGGCAAUGUUAGUUCAAAAACCGCUGUGAUUUCUAAAGCAAUUGACCAGAAGAAACCUUCUUCUUUUGAUGGUAAGGGUGACCCUACCAAGAUGGAGAACUGGAUUAGAGAAUUUGACAAAAUUUUUACCACUCUCCAAGUCCCUAAUGAGAUGAGGGUUGAUGCUGCUGCCUAUUAUCUGGUUGAGGAUGCUGAUAUUUGGUGGACUCACAACAAGUUUGAUUUGACUACUAAGGUGACUGUGGAUGAGGAAGGAGAAGAGCUCAUGGAAGAGAGAGAGUUUGGUUGGACUGAGUUCAAGAAGGCGAUUCGUGAUGAGUUAUUUCCAGCCCAUAUGAGGAAGAGGAAGAGGACGGAGUUUAAUGAUCUCGUGCAGAGAGAUAUGACCGUUCAUGAGCUCUAUGUGAAAUUCCAGGAGUUGGCUCGUUUCGCUAAGGGGUUAGUUCCUGAUGAGCAGGAGAGGGCUGUGAAAUUCGAGGAGAAGUUAGACCCUGAACUUCAUUCGAGGAUGGGAGCUGGUGAGUAUGCCAUAGUGAAGGAGGUGUACACUCGUGCUUGUAAUGCUAAGAGGAUUGAGGAAAAGAGACUAGCUGCAAAGAAGUUGAAAGCCACUCCAGUAGGGUCUACUCAGGCGACCGAAAAGGGUGAUACAUCUGGUUCCACUGGUUACAACAAAGGUAGAGGGGGUUUCAAUCAAAAUCGAAACUUUGGGAAUCGUGAUUCUGGUGGUAACUAUAACAAGGGAGGUUCCAGUUAG
This is a messenger RNA of Beta vulgaris subsp. vulgaris (sugar beet), 858 nucleotides long. RefSeq lists its product as uncharacterized. The coding region runs from base 1 to 858 and encodes 285 amino acids. The record is from RefSeq and is a predicted model, not a curated record. The transcript has a single exon. Lineage: Eukaryota; Viridiplantae; Streptophyta; Magnoliopsida; Caryophyllales; Amaranthaceae.